AUGGGUUCCUUAUUAACCGAGCUUCAGGAAAAUUUCGAAAAACUUGAUGGACCUAAUGUCUUGAUUCGUCCUAUUAAGGAUAAUGAUAGUUCUAAACAAAAAUGGAUUUUUGAGAAAGAACCUAAUCUACCCAAAAUUUUAACACCACCAAUACCAAAAAACUACAUUACUAAUGAUUUUAUGAGUCUGUCUAGUGAGAGUUCUUACUUCUCAGAUGAAACAUUGUGA
This is a messenger RNA of Racocetra fulgida, 228 nucleotides long. The record is from the annotation of a GenBank genome assembly. NCBI's taxonomy places the organism in Eukaryota, Fungi, Glomeromycota, Glomeromycetes, Diversisporales, Gigasporaceae.